UGAACCAAUAGUUCAGCACUUUACAAGGAACAGACUGUGGUUUUAAAAAAAUCAGUAUAGAAUAAAAUAAAAUAAAUUGAUAAAUAGACUAGAUACUACGAUGCCUGAUGGUUUAAAUAGAAAGGACCAGCAGAUCGUUACAUCAUUAGCUAUAUAGUGAAUGACAUCACAAAGACAUUAGAUUUAAAGAGAAAUAAAUGUGUGGUUACCAUGGCAUCAAAAGCCUAUAAAUCCCUCCAGUGUUUGUUUUCAAACACACUUUCCCUUGACAAAGGUAUGUUAAACACACCAAAACGCUGGCAAGUCGUCUCUUUGAGCAUAUAUAUGUGUGCAUUAUUUUACAUAUAUCUUUUAUACACAUACUUACACACACAUACAUACAUACAUGCAUAUAUUGAGCAAAAACCCUUAUAAAAGUUUACUACAGUAAUUUUUCACAGUAAUUUACAGUUUCCCCAUGCUUAUUCUGUGUAUACUGUGCAUUUACCAUGGUUUACCAUGCCUCUCUGCUCGUCACACCACUUGCCUAUGCUUGAUUAUGCUUUCGCUAUGCUUUAUUACACUUUGAUUUUACUAUGGAAAACCUUUCUGAGGGAAACCGUGUGGAUGAAAUGGUCAAAGACUGUACAAUGUAUUCCUGUUACAAGAGGCAGUAAUGCAGAAGGAAGGUGACUUUUUGUGAAACCGUGGAUACUCUCUAAUUACGUUUUGGUGCCUCUGUAUAAUAUAUCAAAAUAUGGGUAUUGAAACUUUCGAUAACUGCCUGAAUGUUUUUUGGUGCCACUUUACAGUAUAUCACAACCAAACAGUGAGCGGGGGUAACUGCUGGCACCACUGACCAAAGGGGUCAGCAAGGUUUCUGUUGAAGCACAAUGUCUUUGAACUUUGGAGCUAGAAAAGACAGUCGUUUAGCCUCUGGACAAUGGAAACCAGACCAGCAGGAUUCCACAAGAAGCAGCCUGGGAUUCUAUUGUGUGAUGGCUGGAUGGACACAGAGGAGCAGGGGGUUGGGGAGUGGGCCAAUUAGCAUGCCCAUGGCUGUGGGCAGGUGGGGGUGGUCAAAAGAUUAGAAGAUUGUAAGGUAGAGGCGAGCUCCCCUCCCUGCAGUGCUCCACAGCCUGAUUGAUCUUGACUUUGAAGUCUCCUAACAAGGGAAUCAUCCAGAGGAUGAUCAGUGCCUGUGAUUGGGGAGAUCAUUGAGGGGUCCGCCUCUUCGUCCUAUUAGCAGCCAAUCAAGGGAGGGACAUUUACAUAGGAGCAUUUAGGAGGUGAGCGAGAGGAAGGUGCAGAUGAAUGAAUUCCAAGUGUGCAUGGUGUGUAUUUUAGUUGCCUUGUCUAAGACCAGCAAAAUAACUUCUCCAGUCUGAAAACACAUCUAAAACCAUGACAGGACGGCUAGGUGGACAAGAUAUUGGAAGAUCUUUCCACCUUCCUGCCGAUGGACUGUACCUCAGCCAGGAAACUGGACCCCAGUAUUUUCCGGACGCUUUCACUUCAGCUCAAGGAUAUACCUAUAAAGGAGCAGAUUACGGUCAGAUGGUCCCUGAAGAUCACUCUGUUACCAAUGCCCGCAUAGGGGCUAAUGGACUACCCAAGGCCUGGUACACUUUCCCUGGGGCUGAAGCCUGGGCCCACAGUGGAAUGGCGAUGCCGCACGGAGUGGGCACAGGUGUUUACGAUUCUUUCAAAGGUGGCGAGGGGGUGAAAGCAGAGAAGGAAAGUUUCCUCUGCCAUCCUUGGAACUCUUGCUUGCUUCCUCCAGUCCCCACCUCAGCAGCGGGGGGAAUGCUUUCCUGCAGCAGUCCAGUGUCAACUCGGACUCUAGCUGGGAAUGGUGGAGGGCACUUGGGCAACUUGGGAGCUCAAGGGCAGCUUGGGGGACCACUUAGCCCCCUCGAUGGAAGCAGUGAGAGCCCCCCAGCCAGCUGCAGCCCAGAGAGUGAAGAUGGAAAGGGGACUUCCAGCGAUAGUGGAGAUGAGGAAACCCCCAGUGCAGCAGAUCUGGAGCAGUUUGCCAAAGAGCUGAAGCACAAGAGAAUAACACUGGGAUUCACACAAGCUGAUGUGGGGCUGGCUCUAGGGGUGCUUUAUGGAAAGAUGUUCAGCCAGACAACUAUCUGCAGGUUUGAGGCUCUGCAGCUGAGCUUCAAGAACAUGUGCAAACUGAGGCCGCUGCUGGAGCGCUGGCUGAGAGAGGUGGACACCAACGAGAACCUUCAGGAGUUGUGUAAUCUGGAGCAGGCUGCUAUCCAGGCUCGCAAACGAAAGAGGACGAGCAUCGAGAACAACGUGAAGGGGACGCUGGAGUCGUAUUUCGGCAAGUGUCCCAAGCCCUCCGCACCGGAGAUAGCACAGAUCGCAGACGACCUCAAUCUGGAGAAGGAUGUGGUGCGUGUUUGGUUCUGCAAUCGAAGACAAAAAGGAAAACGAAACGCCUUCCCUGGGAUUGAGGAAUACGACAGCGGUACUGUGCAGUACAGUAGUAUCCCCACCAUGGCCCUCCACAAUCCCAUGAUGCCUCAGGGCUACGGCUCAGCCUUCGCUAGCACUCUCUAUGUCCCCCAGUUCCAUGAAGGUGAGGCUUUCCCCCAAUCAGUAUCCUCCUCAAUGGGGCGACCAAUGCACUCCAGCUGAAUUCUGGGGUGUAACAAAAUAACAUUUUAAACAUGUAGACUCGAGAGAUGUCAAUGGGCGGACGCACUCCCAAAGCAUCAUGGGAUGGCAAGAAGGACAAUGCCUCAUCGUGCUUUUUGGAGGAUGGUGAGACUGUGUAGAGAGGUGGC
Messenger RNA from Acipenser ruthenus (sterlet), 2783 nucleotides. Its product is annotated as POU domain, class 5, transcription factor 3-like. Gene Ontology annotation, biological process: regulation of transcription by RNA polymerase II. The record is from RefSeq and is a predicted model, not a curated record. Gene Ontology annotation, molecular function: RNA polymerase II cis-regulatory region sequence-specific DNA binding; DNA-binding transcription factor activity, RNA polymerase II-specific. Bases 1384 to 2634 code for a protein of 416 amino acids. The transcript has 5 exons. Lineage: Eukaryota; Metazoa; Chordata; Actinopteri; Acipenseriformes; Acipenseridae.